Carica papaya (papaya) is the source of this 3530-nucleotide messenger RNA. The record is from RefSeq and is a predicted model, not a curated record. Lineage: Eukaryota; Viridiplantae; Streptophyta; Magnoliopsida; Brassicales; Caricaceae.
GAUUUUAAGCUUUAUCUUGGUUUUGGAGGUCUUUUUGUUUGUUGCUCUAUGCGUUAUUCAACAAGUAUGGUUGCUUUUUGGUGUUUAUGUCUAUGUUUAGGUUUAUAUGAUUUCAUUAUGAUAUUUCACAGCUUUAAUAAUUGUUUGGAGAGCUUUGUUGCAUUUAAUAUGAGUUUUGAUUUGAUUGAGUAUAUCAAAUUUGUAUUAAUUUGCCUUUUACCAUUUCCUUUUAUUAUCCGGAAUAAUGAAUUGAUAUAUGUUCUACUAUAAGAAGGUGAAUUAGAAUAGUAAAACAGUAAAACUAGGUCAUGUUUGGGCAAGCAAUGGAAAAUACCAUAUGCGUAUUCUUUCUUGCUUUUUUCUUUCUGUAGAUUGUUAUUUUUUCCCAUUGAGAUAUUUUGCUAAUAACUUGAAUUUUGGAUAUAUCUAUGAUAUAUAAAGUAUUUUUUUUAGGUUUUAGUUUCUAUAUGCGUUUUGAUCGAGUUUUUUAUUUCUUUUAUUUGCCUUCUGUUAAAACUGUCUUCAGUUUCCGUUGGAUGUAGCUUCAGUAUGAGUGGAAGAUGCAAAACUAUUGAUAUGUAGAUGUCGGACAAAGUAGAAAGCUCAGCAGUAUAGUGUUGUACAGUGGAUUGAUAUGGAUGUUCAUUUGUUUGAUGUGGAAUCGGAACUGAGAUAUCGUGGGAUGGCAGAUGAUGGAGCUGCUGAACUCAAUGAAGGUGGAGAAACAAAUAAUGCUGAUAACUCAUUGACUCGGGAGGAGGAUGGGAUUGCUGAACCGCAUGUCGGUAUGGAAUUUGAUUCUGAAGAUGCUGCUAAGACUUUUUAUGAUGAAUAUGCUAGACGUGUAGGUUUUAGCUCCAAAGUCGGGCAGAGUAGCCAUUCUAAAACUAAUGGCACAGUUAUUACUCGAGAAUUUAUAUGUAGCAGAGAAGGUUUGAAAAGAAGGUCGAAUGAUAGUUGUGAUGCUAUGCUUAGAAUAGAGUUGAAAGGUCAGGAGAAGUGGGCUGUCACAAAGUUUGUAAAGGAGCACAGUCAUUCUAUGGUAAGUUCUAACAAGGUGCAUUAUCUUCGGCCUCGCAGGCAUUUUGCUGGUGCUGCAAAGACCCUUGCUGAGACUUAUCAAGGAAUGGGGAUCAUACCUAGUGGGGUGAUGUAUGUCUCCAUGGAUGGAAACCGUGCGUCUACUGAUGCAAAUAAUCGCGGAGUUAGGAACACUGCUGUAGAAUCAAAUCGCCCGCUUAAGAGCAUGGGAACCAUGAAUUACUCUAUUAGAUCUGCCGCUAGAAAGAGGCCGCUAGGGAGGGAUGCUCAGAAUCUGCUGGACUAUUUUAAGAAAAUGCAGGCUGAGAACCCUGGCUUCUUUUAUGCUAUACAGCUUGAUGAAGAUAAUCGCAUGGCUAAUGUAUUUUGGGCAGAUGCAAGGUCUAGGGCAGCUUACUCUCAUUUUGGCGAUGCAGUCUCACUGGACACAAUGUACAGAAUGAGCCAGUAUAGGGUGCCAUUUGCUCCAUUUACAGGGGUGAACCAUCAUGGUCAGACAAUUUUGUUUGCUUGUGCAUUGCUACUUGAUGAAUCUGAGGCUUCUUUUAUUUGGCUGUUCAAGACAUUUCUCACUGCAAUGAAUGAUCAACAACCUGUCUCCUUGAUAACUGAUCAAGAUAGAGCCAUACAGACAGCAGUUGCUCAGGUGUUCCCAGAAGUCCGCCACUGUAUUAAUAGAUGGCAUGUGUUAAGAGAGGGCCAGGAAAAGUUGGCUCAUGUGUGUCUUGUACACCCCAAUUUUCAGUCAGAACUGUACAAUUGCAUCAACUUAACUGAAACCGUAGAGGAAUUUGAAUUAUCUUGGAGUUCUAUUGUUGAAAAAUAUAAUCUGAGAGGACAUGAUUGGCUCAAUUCCUUAUAUAAUGCCCGUGCUCAAUGGGUCCCGGUGUACUUUCGGGAUUCAUUUUUCGCUGCAAUAUCUCCAAGUCAAGGAUUUGGUGGCUCCUUUUUUGAUGGAUAUGUGAAUCAACAAACUACAAUACCAAUGUUCUUUAGACAGUAUGAGAGAGCUAUUGAGAAUUGGUUCGAAAAGGAAACUGAAGCAGAUUUUGACACAAUUUGCACUACACCGGUCUUGAGAACACCAUCACCUAUGGAGAAACAGGCAGCAAAUCUCUACACUAGGAAAGUAUUUGCAAAAUUUCAGGAAGAACUUGUUGAAACUUUUGUGUACACUGCAAAUAGAAUUGAAGGUGACGGUGCUGUCAGUACAUUCAGAGUUGCAAAAUUUGAAGAUGACAACAAGGCAUACAUUGUUACGUUCAAUUAUCCUGAAAUGAGGGCAAAUUGUAGCUGCCAAAUGUUUGAGUACUCAGGUAUUCUGUGUAGACAUGUUUUGACAGUCUUCACUGUUACAAAUGUGCUUACGCUGCCAUCUCAUUACAUAUUGAAACGAUGGACAAGAAAUGCCAAGACUAGUGUUGGAAUGGAUGAGCGCAGUGGUGAUUUAAACGGUCAAGAGUCUCAAACAUUGCGAUUUAACAAUCUAUGCCGAGAAGCAAUCAAAUAUGCAGAGGAAGGGGCCAUAGCUAUCGAGACUUACAAUGUAGCAUUAGGUGCUCUUAGAGAAGGUGGUAAGAAGCUUGCUGUUGUGAAGAAAAAUGUUGCCAAGGUGGCCCCUCCUAACCCUCAGGUUGCUGGUAUUGGAUAUGAUGACCGGAAGACCUCUACAUCAGCUUCAGACACAACCCCUUUGUUGUGGCCACGGCAAGAUGAAAUGACGCGAAGAUUCAAUCUCAAUGAUGCUGGUGCCCCAGCUCAAUCUGUUGCUGAUUUGAAUCUGCCACGCAUGGCACCUGUGUCCCUUCACCGUGACGAUGGCCUGCCCGAUAACAUGGUGGUUCUUCCUUGUCUGAAGUCAAUGACUUGGGUGAUGGAGAACAAAAAUUCGACAUCAGGAAAUAGAGUUGCCAUAAUUAAUUUGAAGUUGCAAGAUUAUAGCAAGACUCCAUCGGCAGAAUUGGAGGUUAAGUUUCAGCUCUCUAGGGUCACACUGGAACCCAUGUUAAGGUCUAUGGCUUAUAUUAGUGAGCAACUUUCUACCCCAGCCAACAGGGUCGCUGUUAUCAAUUUGAAGCUUCAAGAUACAGAAACAACUUCAGGAGAGUCAGAGGUUAAAUUUCAGGUGUCCAGGGACACAUUAGGUGCCAUGUUGAGAUCAAUGGCCUACAUACGCGAGCAGCUUUCUAAUGCAGUUGAACCUCAAGCAGAACCUCCUCCAAAAAAACAUCGGAAGUAGCUCGAGUUUCGGACUAACUUGUCCCUCAGUAGUGGCAGACCUUGUUUACCAACAUUUUUAAUUGGCAAUCUCACUGAGUUGAGGAUGCUUCUUUUUCUUCUUUGUUUUUUUUUUGGUCUCAUCCCUUUCUCAUGUAAGCUUUCUUCUGUGUAACAUAUGUGUACAUGUACAAAAUUCCAAAAUAUCAAAUAGUUCCAUUUGAUGAUUUAAUGUUGGUCAAGGGGACCUCUGAAUCAUACCUUUUUUGUCA